This is a messenger RNA of Notodromas monacha, 4698 nucleotides long. Lineage: Eukaryota; Metazoa; Arthropoda; Ostracoda; Podocopida; Cyprididae. The record is from the annotation of a GenBank genome assembly.
UGAUUUUUCGAUUGUCCCGCAGGUGGAUUUUGCGUAUCAUUUCUUCUGUACGUGAAGAAAUAUUUUAGAACUUUUUGAAAGAAACUAGGUGUUGAAAGAACGUUGGUCCGCCCGUGCGAAUUUUUGUCUUUGCUGAAGAGAGAGCAAAAAAUAAGAAUAAAUUAUAUACAUAAAUAUAGUAUCUGUAAGAAUUGAACGGAAGACUGAAGGCAAUUUUAUGCAAGCUGAUGUGCAGCCUUGAAGAGGAGCAAGUCGCUUGAGGAACAUUGACUUGAUUGCCGAGGGAAAAGCAAUGAAUUCCGGCACCAGACGGGCCCGGCAGAUUCGGCAGACGAUGAAAAGUGGGAAGCCAGUAACGUCGUCGCAAGCGGCGCCCUCCGGCGCCCGUCAGACGCCCAGCGCCGCCGAUCUCCGGUCGUCUGACGCAGAGGGUAUUUACCUCGGUGGCCGAUUCAUGCACACCAUCGCUAGCUUGGUGGGCACAGAGAUGUCGGUGAUCACGUCAGACGGGAAGCAAUACCAGGGUGUGUUCCACACGGUGUCACCAAGGUUCGAUGUGGCGCUGCGAUUGGUGCACCUGGUGGUGGGAGGGAAGCCCGGGCACCUGGAGCGGAACCUAGUGAGCGAGGAAAUGGUGUUUCCGGCGUCUGGCAUUGCUCGUAUCAUCGUGGAGAAUAUAUCCUUGGAAUACGCCACGAAGGAUAUCACUGCUGGUUUUGCGACGGACGGGACGAUCAGUGGUCGCUUCAACGGCGAAUUGCAGUCCAAGGACCUGCAGCCCUGGGAAGGGCCAGACGACGGCGACGAUUCGCUGAUGCUCGAGGACAAUUCCAAUGGUUGGGACGCGGAGGAAAUGUUUCGAAAGAACGCGCAGGACUUUAAGGUCAAGUCGACGUAUGAGGACGACCUGUCGGGUUACACGGUGCCGUUGCGACGGGAAGACACGGAGGAGUUCCGAGAGCGCGAGCGGAUAGCCGCCUUGAAGGCGGCCGAGAUUGAAGGCUCACUCGCCAGUCGGGCGAACGCAGAGCUGGAGAAUGGGAAUGAAGAAGACCAGUUUGCUGCAGUGCACCGACCGGAGAAGCCGCGGAUCGGAUCACCGGGAAGCGGCGGUUCUGGAAAGUAUGUGCCGCCUAGUCGACGUAAAAACGGCGCUGAUCGCGUCGGUCCGCGUGGUGGUGGCGGCGGCGGUAGUGGAGGAGGAGGAGGAGGCGGGCUCCGUCCGUCGCCGCCGGCCAGUGCGGCGGUGGCGCCGUCCGUUAAUGCUGGCCCUCCGCAACAACAACAACAGCAACCGCCGCCGCAGCAGCAACAGAUGGCGCCUCCGCAGGUGGUCACGGCUGCCGCCAUCGUCGCAGGCACCGCCCACGCUCAACCCACUCGGCCCGGGCCGGAUAAUCAUAAAUUGCAGAAAGAUGUUAGACAAGAAAAAAUUGAAUCGUCAGGAGGAUUGCCGCAACGUGUGGAAGCUUCUCAACGACGGGCGCAUUUAGCUGCGGAAAAGCAACAAGAACAGUCAGGUAGAGGGAAGAAACCGAAUCAGUCACCACCAGGUAGACAAGGUCCACCAUCACAGGGUGGUGGUGGUAGCGGUGGUGGAGGAAUGGGCUCUCAUCAUCAGCACCAUCGUCAACCAGGGCCUAAUUUAGGUGGCGGAAAAAGUAGGGACACAGCAGCAGAGCUCAAGAAAUUCGGCAAAGAUUUCCAGCUGUCUGAAGGCGGUCCACCGCAACAGCAGCAACAACAAUUAUUGCAACAACAACAACUGCAACAACCGCCACAAGCAACAGUGCCUGGUGAAGAGCCGCGGAACACUCCGGGCUCUACGCCAAAACCCGGAAUGACAGCGGGUCCCAAUGCUGGAGGCGGUGAACCCGAAGCGACACCUAGUGUAGCCAGUGCAGUAUCCACCACAGAUGUCGCCCCUAUUCCAGAUAAAAGCAUCGGGUCCACAUUGAACCCGAAUGCCAAGGAGUUCGUACUAAACCCCAAUGCGAAGGCCUUCACUCCUCGUUCUCCGAGUACUACAACGCCACCUAGGGUACAUACGCCGCAGCAACAAGCAAUGAUGCCACCAGGUCAGCAAAUCGCCAUGACCAUGCCUCACUUGACGGGGCUGUCCCUGCAUCACGGGGGUGGCCCACAUGGGCCAGGUGGUCAGCUGCCUGGACAGUUAGGAGCUCAUGGUCCACUGCCGCCAUCUGCGAGCUCAUUCCCUUACUAUCUGAGUUCGCCGUUCCUACCCAUUGUUCCGUCGUCGCACGCUGCUGCUGUUGCUGCUGCGAGCUUCCAGCCUGGCAAGCAGCCACGUUUCAAAGGCGUAGGAGGCGGUCCUGGCGGUGGACCUCCGAACCAUGGACCUGGGGUUCGUCAAGAAAUUCCUACUCAAGCUGCCGUCACGGGGCAGCCAAUACUCGCCGCAAGCUCAGGAGGAAUUCCUGGGAUCCAGCAGUUCGUCAACUACACCCCCUCUUUCCCCUAUCAAUUUUACAUGAUGCCGCCAGGAGCGGUGCCGAUGGUGCCGACGUUCAAUUUCGACGGUGGUGCCCAGCAGUUCGCGCAAGGUGCGCCACAACAACCCGGCAUGGGCCCGGGACCCAAUUCUACCCCAAGAAAUACGCCUGGCCCUCCGGGCCCACCUCUGCCGCCCCAGCAGCAACAGCAACAGCUCAUGUUCCACCACCAAGGAGCACCUGGUACGCCAUCUAAUAAUGGCAAUGGAGGAGCGGGAAACGGCGGCGGAGGCGGGAAUGGCGCUCCCCCGACCCCGACGUCGAGUGCAGGCGCCACGACGCCCACCACGUCCUUGGGACCGUCGCCGGGCCAGAUCGUGUAUUACCCGAGUUACCCGGGCCCUCACGUGGGCGGGCAUGCCGGCCCACCGCAGCCGCAGGCCCCGCCGCAACACCCACACCAGCACCCGCACCCACACCCGCUUUCCGGCAUGUUUCCCUCCGGCUUGCCUUUCCUUUCAGCCUGCACCACUAACAAUUGGCACCCAGCAUCAGCAGAGGCAUUCAAUCCCUUUGAAACCAUUGUCCAGGCCAUUGGAAACCUGUUGCCAAAGCCUGAAACACCAGAUUUUGUGCCCUGUGAAACAAGGGAACAAUGUAUGGCAUCAGAUGCCUCAGCUGUGUGCAGUGACACCAUGCAUGUGUGUGUGGGAUGCAGGAAUGCAGGUGUCAUGUGUGCCCUGUACUUUGGAUCCCAGUGUUCAAGGGGUCUGCAGUGUGUUGGCAACCCUGUGCAGAGAUGUGUGUACUGGAACUUGACAUCAGAACUGGUGCUGCCUGGCAAGGAUCUUGGACAUGAUGAGGACACAUCAAGGAUUCCAGUGUCCCCAGUGGAUAAUCCUCUGUCAAGUACAACUGUUGCUAUACCAAAAUCCCUGUUGGAGGUUUCUGGCAGGGAAGCUUCAACAAUAAGGUCAAGAAACACCUUUGGUCCCAGAACUGGUCAAAGAACAGUUCCUCAGCCAGGCUCUCCUGCUGAGGAUCAUUCCAGGUCAAACAAGGCCUUUGUUGACAACAUCCCCUCUAUUCAGCAUUCAUCAACUACAACAACAACCCAGUCAAGUCUUAUCCUCCCCCUCAUCCCAACUUCCAGGGAUGAAGCCAUUUCUCAGAGGAAAGUGUCUCCAGAGGCCUUGGAGCUCAUCAGACAAAGGGCAGUGCUCAGCAGAGUCCUGUCUUCCCUGUCCACAAUUGGAUUGUUUUUAGUCAUCCUUGGUUUAAUUUACAAGACUCAUGCUUUCAAAAAGAAGAUGAAGACUCACAACUCAAGGGAGGAGUCUGAUGAUGAGGAUACACUGUAUGAGGUUGAGCUGGGAAUGCAUCCUGCCUCAGACUUCUACAGGGUGCCAGGCAGAAGGAAGAAUAAUGUAUAUCAAGAAGUUGGACUUGCCACAUGUAGGGGAUCUCAAGAGUUCACAGAGAUCUCCAAUGAAUUACCAAUUCAAGCAAAUGUUCCGCAUAAGGUGCAAGUUGUCAGCAUUUCAGGGAGAUGCAUAGCCUUGGAACCAGUCAAAAAUAAUCAGAACUCUUUGCUAGACUCAAGUCUUGGCAGUGGACAGUUCCUCAUGCGCCCUCUGGUGCCCAUCCAUCAGCAACUCAUCAACAAGAACAAACAAAAUACUCAUAUCAAGAUCACAGUGUCACCAAACUCCAAAGACAUUGAAGAAGGAGACAAUCUGCCAUCUUCUUCAUCAGCAUCUCAUUCAGCACACCCAAUAAGCAGUGCUCCAGUGUCCACAGCCAGAAGCAAUCCUGCUCACAGGAAACUCCUCACAGACUUGCCAGAUUUGCAGGGAAGCUAUGAAAAGCUCAGGCCUGGUUAUAAAACCCAUAAGAGGCCUAUUGCUAAACAUUUGAAUCCAUUGAAGAUCAGGCGUUAUCGGUCUUUGUCUGCAGAGGAAAAAAAUCAAUGCAACUUGUCAAGCAAUAAUGAUAAGCAACAGAGACCUGAGUAUGAGUCAACUUUGUAUUCACCACUGUUUCCACCUCUUUGGAGGCAGUUGCUGGCCCCUGAAGAAGACUCUUUGCCUUUGGUGGCUGAUAUCAUCAGGACUCAUGAAAGUGCUGUUAAGGCUGCCAAGCUUGGAGCAGAAAAAAAUGUGCUUUUUGGAAUUGGAUUCUAAUAGCUCUUUCAUCAAUAUGUUAUGGGCUCUUUUUUAAUAAAGCAAUAUUUUCAUCUUGAAGA